Messenger RNA from Malassezia restricta, 1410 nucleotides. RefSeq lists its product as uncharacterized. The transcript has a single exon. Gene Ontology annotation, molecular function: 2 iron, 2 sulfur cluster binding. The record is from RefSeq and is a predicted model, not a curated record. Bases 1 to 1410 code for a protein of 469 amino acids. NCBI's taxonomy places the organism in Eukaryota, Fungi, Basidiomycota, Malasseziomycetes, Malasseziales, Malasseziaceae.
AUGGCCGCCACCGUGCGAGUGGGCACGCUGGAUGACUUGCGUGCGUCGACGCGGCACACGCUAGUGCUGCGGCAUGGCGAGACGGAGCGCAAGCUGCUUCUGUUCUCGAUGCCGGGCGUGCAGGGCAAGCCGACGUUCUCGUGUAUGGAGUCGGAGUGUCCGCACCUCGGCAAGUCUCUCGACACGGCGCCUCUGCAGUGGCACGGCGCCGACAUUGAGGAUUUGGUGGUUGUGUGUCCGUGGCACCAAUACGAUUUUCGUCUGAGCACGGGGGAUUCGUCUACGGGACUCCGUGCGUGUGUAUAUACAGUGCGUGUGGACGAUGAUACCGUGUACGUCGAGCCACCGACGCAAGAUACCACGGCGGAGGGCGAGUCGGUAUGGACGUGCGCGGCCAUCGUGCCUGUGCCGACGCAGUUUGCUACAAUGCCGCCGCCACCGCCUGAGAGCACGUCGCUGAAGCAGCUGGGUUAUGCGGGCGUAUUUGAUCCCGACGGCGUGCCUCCGCCCGCCUACGAACCGGACACGCUCGUGGCGUGGGCCGUCCUCAUCCUCCAGACGGCCUCGCCCCUGCACAAAGUGGCGUACACGCGCUACGCAAAGCGUGCACUGGACCAAGGCAUCCCGAUCGGCGGGGGCGCCUGGCGCGAGAGUGAGUGGUACGUGCCACCGGCCGAGGAGCCGCCUGAUCGGCCACCGCGACUGCAGGACGAGCAGUGCGUCGCGCCGGGACAGCAGAGCAAGCGCGGACGCGGUGGCUCAGAGCGCAGCCGCAUCGCGCUCCUGCAUGCCCUCGCGAACAUUGAGCAGUGGGCGAUCGACCUGGCCUGGGACAUUGUGGCGCGUGGACCGCGGCUGAGCGUGCGGCACAUGCAGAGCAGCGACACGGACCGCCCCGACAUGCCGCUGCCGCGCGCGUACUUCGCCGACUUUUGCCAGAUGGCGCUGGACGAGGCGAAGCACUUUACGCUCCUGCAGCAGCGCCUCGUCGACAUGGGCUCGUUCUUUGGCGCCUUGCCGGUCCACCAUGGCCUGUGGGACUCGGCUGUAGAGACGAGGGAGGAUUUGUGCGCGCGCCUCUCGAUCAUCCAUCUCGUGCACGAGGCACGCGGCUUGGACGUGAAUCCGCUCACGAUCGAAAAGUUUCGCGCGGCGGGCGAUGCGCGGUCCGUCGACUCGCUCACGACGAUCCACCUCGACGAAAUUACGCAUGUGUCGACGGGCCAUCGGUGGCUCACGUACCUGUGUGCGGUGCACCCCGAGCAGCCGUCGCCGGUCGACGUGUUCCGCGCGAAUGUGCGCCGGCACUUUGUCGGGCAGCUCAAGGGCCCGUUCAAUGCGCCGGAUCGGCACCAGGCAGGUCUGUCACCGGCCUGGUACGAGAACCUGGCCGGCGAGAAGAAGACCUAG